Molecule: messenger RNA, 1053 nt
Organism: Sclerotinia trifoliorum
Lineage: Eukaryota; Fungi; Ascomycota; Leotiomycetes; Helotiales; Sclerotiniaceae
Source: the annotation of a GenBank genome assembly
UAGUCUCUUCUAGCCAUUCACUCUCACCAUACACUCUUACAUUUUAUGUCACGGGGCGAUUUCAGCCCUAUAUUCUGCAUUCUUCAGAGGCUAUUCAGGCGUUUUAUACUCACGAUCUCACAAAUAUCUCGCUUGCCCAUACAUCCUUACACUUAUCAUUCUUACCCUCAUAGUCCCAUGUACACCACCCACAAGCCACACAACUAUCCUUAGUAGUAAGAUCUUACCAACGACUGAGUCCACAACCGUCCAGUCCAAACCCUCUAUGCUAUCUUUGAAACCUUAGUCUUUUAACCACUCAGCAAGGCCUCAAAAGUCUUAAUCAUGACUAUCCCAGAAUUUCAUAUGGGAGUUAAGGGUUUAGAUCAGAAACGAGAGGAAUUUAAUGAUCUGUUAGUUUACAAUUUAGGAAGGAAGAAUAAUGUGUAUGUUUGUUUUGCCAUAAAUCAUCUACUUCACUUCUCAUUCCAGAAUCUCGGAAGAAAAAAAGUGAUUUGGGUAUGGAUAGAUGGAAUGAAUAUACAGCUGUGUCAACUAAACACCCCAAUUCACAGCAGUACAUUUGAUCUUUGCGGCAAAAUGCCUUCACAUAUGGACGCGAAUAAAAGAGCAAAAGUUUGGGAUGAGGAAUUACAUUUUAUAAAAGCGGGUCACAGGGAGAUGGGGAUUAUGAUGAGUCUUAUUCAAACCGAGCGUCUUUUUGGAAUUACGGUGUUGUUGCAGUGAUAAUGGAUAUGAUGCUUUGUGUUUUAAUACGAAGGCUGGCUGCUCCGAUCACAAGUAAACUAUGGUAGAGGAGAGAACGUACAGUAAUCUCGAGCAAUUAGGAAAAGGGAAGCGUGUAAGAGCCUUGUUCAUCUUUUUGAGAUUGAUAAGGAUGCGAAAGCUAUUAAUUACUAGGUAUGUAGGAGAGCAAUAAUGACGAAUGAACGAGGGGGAUGAAUAAUGAUGGUAUGUCAGAAGUGGUAUGGUCGCAAAUAAUAUUCAAGCUUUGAAGCUGCGGAUGGAGGGCAUGAAGGGUGUAGAGGUAUACAUGGAAAAUAGGGCGAGUAA